CAGGGUCUCUAUUUCCAUAUCAACCAGCGAGAUCUGGAGUCGAUACUUGUAUCUCUUUGAACCCGCUACUUCCCUGCUCACAUCUAUGAUUAAUGCACACGGCAUUGAUCUCGAGGCAUCCUACACAAGGCAUUGUCUCCUAGGAGCAUCGCCGCAUCAUCCGACCUGCCUCGCCUUCCUCUAUUUCUCUCUUUACCCUUGGACGACGAAGACACCGACGACGGGCCGAUACAAGAGCUGGGCGCAACCUAGAAACACCCCUUCGUUGCUGCAGCCAUGGGUAAUACUCCAGCUAAAGAGUCACGCUCUGGCGACCCCAGCGCCUCCUCUGGUCGUCACCACCGAUCCUCCAUCGCUCCCGCCUUCGACCCUUCUGCCUCCUCUUCACGCGACAACCACAGCUCUCGACUGAGGAACCGCUCCAGCCGGAACGACCUGGGUGCCAUUCUCGGCAUCGGUUCCUCCAGCAACUCCCGGGGCGAGUCCUCACAUGAGAGGCGCGAGACCAGGGCCGAGCGCGAGGCCCGUCGCUUAGAACGGGAGAGGAUCAACCGGAUCAAGGACCGCGAGAGAAGUCUAAGGGAAGAGCAUGUCGAUGGCGGCUACCUGGUGACCAUGGGUGUCUAUGUCGGCACCGAGGACUUCAGCAAGCAGGUCGUGCGGCAGCUACAGAUCGAGAGGAAGCUCGCGCCCUUUUGGCGAGGCCUCAACGACUUCUCAGAGACCUGGGCCGAGCACCAGAUCGUCGCCGCCGCACGAGGCCUCCCGAUCCCGCCCGCCGACCAGACCCCUCCUCCAGAGCUGAUCCCUCGGCCUGCGUCCCAGCAUGCAUCGCCCACCGGCUCGACGCCCAACCUGAACAAUCUCACCGUCCCUCUCGGACCUCGGACCAUGUCUGCGGCAUCUGAUCGGAGCGCGUCCAAUGCUGGCUCCGCCCUACCCUCGCCAACAUUUACAGGGCCGUCCAGCAAAGGAUCCCCUGCCGCUUUCAAGCCUCGUACCAAGGCCCUCGCUGCCGCCCUGAGCCUCGGAUCAAGAAACGGAUCAAGCAGCGAGCUCACACCACGCGAGAUCAACCUUCCCAAUGACCCCUUCGUCAACGGACAGCCGCUCGAGGUGUUCCUCUACAAGGAGGGUGCCGAGUGCCCCAUCUGCUUCCUCUACUACCCUCCCUAUCUGAACCACACGAGAUGCUGCGACCAGCCCAUAUGCAGCGAGUGUUUCGUUCAGAUCAAGCGGCCCGAUCCGCACUUUCCGGAUAGCCACGACAACGAGGGGAACGCGGCGGACGCCUCCAGCCCGGAUGCCAACGUGGAGGAGGCCGAAAUGCUGAUCUCGGAGCCGGCCACAUGUCCCUACUGCCAACAACCCGAGCUGGGCGUCACCUACGAGCCACCUCCCUUCCGACGCGGCCUGACCUACACAAUCUCCCCCGCCACCGUGGGCCAGAUGGGCACGGCCAUGAGCUCAAAUAGCUCACUCGGGUCCACGUCACCGUCGCCCUUUGUAUCACCUCCGCCCUCCGCUUCGAUUGGCCGGCGCCGAACCCAGUCACUAUCCGCCAAUGCCCCAAAUGUCAUCACUACCGACCGCGUCCGGCCUGACUGGGCGGCCAAGCUUGCCGCACAGCGCAAUCACCUGGCCAGGCGCGCUGCAGCUGCCACUGCUCUGCACACGGCCGCCUUCCUGAUGGGUGACAACACGGGGAGGUCAUUUGGCAGGAUGAGCAGGUUUGGCAGGAGAAACACUGGCGAGAACAACGCCAACGACAAUGGCGCGUCCGCCUCGGCGAGUGCGGAACCCGCACCGUCAGGCUCAGAGCCGGGUGGUGCCAGAAACACCUCGAGCCGCUCGGCACUCGUCGGGCCUCGCCACAGCCAUAUGGAAAACCUGGAGAACAUGAUGCUUGCCGAGGCCAUCAGGCUGUCGCUGGCGGCCGAAGAAGAACGGAAGCGUAAAGCGGACAAGGAGGAGCGGAAGGAAGCGAAGAGGAAAGAAAAGGAAGAGCGCAAGGCGGCCAAGGCGGCCGCAAAGGGUCAACCUUACAACGGGAGCGGGCAUAGCUCAGCCAGUGGAAGCACGCUGAGCCUACCAGGCCUGAGCACGAUCGGUCGCAGGAGAGGCAAUAGUGCUGCAUCCAACCUCCGCGUCGAGGCUACGACCGCCAACGCCAUGGCUUCCUCAGGCAGCUCGAGCCCGCCCAAGGCUAACAACCCCACGAGCGCCAGCGACAAAGGGAAGGCUGUGGACAGGGGCGGCCCACCGCAAGUUAGCCCCGAGUCCGAGGUUGGGAAGAGCAAUGUCGAUGCUGUGCACCCGGUGACAGCAGCCCCAACCUCCAUCCCAGCCCCACCACCGUCCUCCUCACCGCGACCGAUCCCUUCUCCACUUCACUCUGCCGGGCCUUCCCACCUCCGCCAGAUGAGCAGCGCCUCCAGUGCCUCCGAGUCGGGCCCCGAGUCCCAGCCAGGCAGCUAUCAGAACCCAUCCAACCUACAAUUCCAGGACCCACGGUCGAGUGGUCUCUCCCUGAGCGGCAAGAGCGACAACAGUGAUGAUGCGGGCGGGCGACCUGCAGAGGACAGCGAGACGGAGCCCAACUACAACUUCAACAGCCUGGCACAGCUGGUCGGCGUGGAGCUCGAGGGCGUCAAUGCCGGCCGCCGGCUGAGCCAGAUUGGCGAGAGCCACGCUGAGGAGGAGAGCACUGCGGAUGCAGACAAGCGCAGCUCGCUCCACGAGGGCACCGAACACGUGGAGGAUGUGUCCACGUUCGUCGACACGCCGCAGCUGAUGGUCACACCCGGGACCCCUAUGGUGGGAGACGACGAGGCAGCCGAGUCUAAGCAACUUGGUUUUCAGGGCACACAGACGGUAGAGGUGCCGGAUGAUUUUGCCACACAGUGA
Messenger RNA from Cryphonectria parasitica EP155, 2907 nucleotides. RefSeq lists its product as uncharacterized. NCBI's taxonomy places the organism in Eukaryota, Fungi, Ascomycota, Sordariomycetes, Diaporthales, Cryphonectriaceae. The record is from RefSeq and is a predicted model, not a curated record. Bases 277 to 2907 code for a protein of 876 amino acids. The transcript has 3 exons. Gene Ontology annotation, cellular component: cytoplasm.